CUAUUUGUAAAUAUAAUAUAUUGUACACACGAGUUAUUUAAAAAAAAUGAGCGAUAGUGAUGAUGAUUUACAAUUAUGUCCCACAACACUUGCUGUAUUAAAUGAAUUUCUUAAAGAGAAAGAAGAAAGGGAAAAUCAAUUAAAAUGCAUGUCAGAAAGCCAAACAUUAGACGUUUCUUUUGAUGAAAACUGGCAAUUAAGUCAGUUUUGGUAUGAUGAAAACACCACAGAUACUCUUGUAAGAGGUGCUAUAAAUUCUACAGAGGCUGAUGAACAAAUUGCUCUAAUUUCAUGUCCUACCCUGUACAGCAAAUUAAAAAAGAACUGUGGCAAACGACAAGUAACACUUUUUGAGUACGAUGAACGUUUUAGAGUAUUUGGCUCUGACUUUGAACCAUAUAAUUAUAAAUUUCCUUUGGAUGUACCAAGAAAUAAGUCAGGUUCUUAUGAUUUAGUCAUAGCUGAUCCACCAUUCCUGUCUGACGAAUGUUUAACAAAAACUGCUCUUACAAUAAAAUUCUUGGCGAAAAAGAAUAUUGUUCUUUGUACAGGUGCUAUUAUGGCAGAAUUAGUGGAAAGGCUGUUGGAUGUUAAAAUUUGUAACUUUGUACCUCAUCAUCAAAAUAACCUUGCUAAUGAAUUUUAUUGUUACUCUAAUUUCGACUUUGACAAAAUGUUAAAAUAA
Molecule: messenger RNA, 685 nt
Organism: Dufourea novaeangliae
Lineage: Eukaryota; Metazoa; Arthropoda; Insecta; Hymenoptera; Halictidae
Product: protein-lysine N-methyltransferase N6amt2
Exons: 4
Coding region: 47-685 (212 amino acids)
Biological process (GO): methylation
Molecular function (GO): nucleic acid binding; protein-lysine N-methyltransferase activity
Source: RefSeq, a predicted model, not a curated record